AUGGGCACACCAUUGGAGUUGCUGAUUGGUUGCUGCUCUGAGAUUUUUUCUUCGCCCCUUCCAUUAGGCUCGUGGUGGGUCCCUCAGUCUGAAAAGUUGGUACAGCUGGCUGAAUUGCAUCACCCAACUUUUAUUUUUGGGGAGCAAUCCCAUAAACCGCUCUUGUUUUACAGUCUUGUCGCCUUUGAUCGUGGCGAAGGUUCCAAUGUCCCAAUAGAUAAUCGAUCAUCCAGGAAGUGUUUUCUAUGUCCGUUGAUCCCAGCGAAAGGAAAGAAAGAAAUAAAGGUCACGGAUUUGAUGAACUUUUGCUUAGACUUCAAGUACAUGUAG
Molecule: messenger RNA, 330 nt
Organism: Seminavis robusta
Lineage: Eukaryota; Bacillariophyta; Bacillariophyceae; Naviculales; Naviculaceae
Source: the annotation of a GenBank genome assembly